AUGGAUACCUUCACCUUUGCCAGUGCCUCGGAGGUCAAGACCAGUGUCAGCGUCAAGGUAGGCCGUCUCGAGGGCCAUGAGAAAGCUUUACCGUACUCGACUCUGCUCCGCCAGCCUGAGUUGCGCCAUCGGGGCUCUAAUCUGAGUCCGACAUCCGAGCUCUAUGUUACCGCCCAAGUUUUCGCCGACAGCAAGCCUUUGACUGUACACGCUCAAACUCCAUACAAGACCUUCAAGAACGCUCGUGCUUGGAACGAGUGGCUACGCCUCCCCAUCGACUACGCCCUCCUCCCGCUCAAUGCUCAGCUCGCAAUCACUGUCUGGGACUUGUCACCUGCUGGCAAUCAUGGCGCAAGAGGUCAUCACAUCCCCUUUGGAGGGACAACCAUACCCCUCUUCGACGACGACGGCACCUUGAGGAAAGGUAGGCAGAAGUGCCGCCUUUGGAGACACAAGCAGGCCGAUGCUUUUUCCGACUCGACUACUCCAUGGGCUCCGUCUACCAAGCGUCGCCGCCGCAGCCAUGAGAACCUUCAGCUCUUCGCCGACGACAAGCACAGCCAAAGGGCUGCUGAGCUGGAACGAUUGCAAGGACUCUUGAAAAAGCACGAGAUGGGCGAACUGUCUGAGCACAAAUGGUUGGACCAGAUGGUCUUUCGUCAGAUCGAGCGAAUGGAGAGAGCCAACAUCCGUGACGACUCCAAGAUACACGCUCAGCCAGCCCAUCAAAUCGGCGCCAAUGGCCAUACAGAAGACGACUCUGCAAUUUUCUACCUCUAUAUUGAGUUUCCACGAUUUGACCACCCCGUUGUGUUUACCGACCACGAAUAUCCUCCUCCUCCAGUCUCAAGUGCUCGUGUGCGCACCGCUCCAGGAUCCGACGUUCGUUUGAAGCCUCCUCCCGAGAUUCACGUUGGUCCUGGCAUCGACUCAAAAAAUCCAGGUUAUGGCGACGCGUACGCUCCCCAUCUAAUACGCAUUUACGAUCCUGAAGUCGGCUUUUAUGAUAAUCCUGCUGAGAUCAAGCACCGCAGCUUGGUGCGGAAUCAACGCAUUGGUAUGCUCGAUCGGCACCUCAAGCCCAACCCGAAGACCAGAGAUCAACUCAAUCACAUACUGUCGUACGGUCCUACUACGGAUCUGAGCGCUGAAGAAAGAGACAAAGUCUUCAAGUUCAGGCACUAUCUUACCCGUGACAAACGUGCUCUCACCAAGCUGAUCAAAUCAACCUCCUGGAAUGACGCGAACGAGGUGCGUCAAGUCAUCCAACUGCUCCCUAAGUGGGAAGAGAUUGAUAUUGACGACGCCCUCGAAUUACUCGGUCCAUCAUUCGACAACAAAGAAGUUCGCGCAUACGCUGUCGAUCGCUUGCGAAAGGCAGGAGAUGAAGAGCUGCUCUUGUAUCUCCUACAACUGGUUCAGGCCUUGAAAUUCGAGCCAGAGGUGAAAUCGAACGCGAAUUUCGAUCAGUACGACUCAUCUCUAGCCAGCUUCCUGGUUGCUCGCUCCGCCGCCAAUAUCUUCCUCGGUAACUACUUGCAUUGGUACCUCAUGGUCGAAUUGGACGAAAGCUCGAACGAUGCACAAGCAGCCACUUUCAAAAAGCUCUAUGCUCGUGUUUCUUAUGAUUUCAUGCAAGAGCUUGAGAAAACGCCUGAAGGCCAAGCGCGUCGCAAGACUCUGCUUCGCCAAGGUGAAUUCAUUACUGUCUUGUCUCAACUUUGCGAAGAUGCGCGGAACAAAAAUGUCGAUCGUUUGCGCAAAGUCGAGAAGCUCAAGAAAGCUCUGAUGGACCCCAAGAACGACCUUGUCAAGAUCGAACCACCUCUUCCUUUACCCCUCGACCCCAACGUGGAGAUUGUGGGCGCGGUACCUGACAAUGUGAACGUCUUCAAAUCAACAUUGUCCCCGCUAUUGCUCCAUUUCAGAACGACUAAAGGAGAUAUCUAUCCUUUCAUCUUCAAAGUUGGCGACAACUUGCGUCAAGAUCAACUCGUCAUCCAAAUCAUCACCUUGAUGGACCAACUACUAUUGAAAGAGAACCUGAACCUCCAAUUGUCACCAUACCGCAUCCUGGCGACUGGCGCGCUUGCUGGUGCCGUUCAAUUCGUUUCGUCCAGCCCGCUCUCCACAAUCUUGGGCAAUGCUAAAUACAACAACUCUAUCCUUGGCUACCUUCGCGAGCAUAAUCCGGAUGGUGCAGCUCCUAUGGGCGUCCGCAAAGAAGUUAUGGAUACUUAUGUCAAGUCAUUGGCUGGCUACUGCGUUAUUACGUACUUGUUGGGUGUGGGUGACCGUCACAUGGACAACUUGCUUCUUGCUCCAGAUGGUCACUUCUUCCACGCCGACUUUGGCUACAUUCUAGGUCGCGAUCCUAAACCUUUGGCGCCUAGCAUGAGGCUCAGUGUCGAGAUGAUCGACGGUCUAGGCGGUAGUCCUGACCGAAAUCCGAGCAAUCCUGACAGUAGGUUCGGCGAAUUCAAGCAGUACUGCUUCACUGCCUUUACCACGCUACGUCGCUCGUCAAACCUCAUACUUAACCUCUUUGCACUCAUGCAGGAUGCCAAUAUCCCUGAUAUCAAGCUCGCUGGUGACCAAGCCGUCAAGAAGGUCGAAGAGAGGUUCUGUUUGCAACUCAGUGAAGAAGAAGCCAUCACCUUCUUUGACAAUCUCAUCAGCAGAUCGUUUGAGGCGUGGGGUCCGGUUCUCAUUGAUGGUAUCCAUGACUUUAUGCAACGUAUAAAGGCAUAA
Aureobasidium melanogenum CBS 110374 is the source of this 2751-nucleotide messenger RNA. Its product is annotated as putative phosphoinositide 3-kinase. Lineage: Eukaryota; Fungi; Ascomycota; Dothideomycetes; Dothideales; Saccotheciaceae. The coding region runs from base 1 to 2751 and encodes 916 amino acids. Gene Ontology annotation, cellular component: peroxisome; phosphatidylinositol 3-kinase complex, class III, type I; endosome. Gene Ontology annotation, biological process: autophagosome assembly; phosphatidylinositol-mediated signaling; autophagy of peroxisome. The transcript has 3 exons. The record is from RefSeq and is a predicted model, not a curated record. Gene Ontology annotation, molecular function: 1-phosphatidylinositol-3-kinase activity.